AUGAAAAAAAUUUAUAGGAAAGAGUAAUAUAAAAAUAAAUAUUAAUUAAAUAAGCAUUUGCAAAAUUCAAAACAAUUGAUCUAAAACGAUUUUUAUGAUUAGUAAAAACAGAUAUUCAAGAAGCAAUCAAAGAAUAUUAUAAAAUAUUAUUUCUUAACUAAAAUUUAAAUCAUUUAUAAAGAUAUUAAGAUUUAGCUCAAUUAAAUAUAAAAUAUGAGAUUAGAAUUCCCUAAUAUCUUUUUUUACAAUAUUCAUAUUCAAUAAAGCAAGAUAUAUUUUAGAUAAACAAUUGUAGGUUAUGGGCUUUGAUGUCAUUAAAAGGUCAAAUCUUUAUUAAAAUAAGGAAAUAUGAUAAUUUUUGAAAGGAACUGAUUUAGAAUAAUUUGGAUAUUUGAUAGAUUUUAGUGUUCUUUUAGCUAUUCACUUAUAAAAGUAUUUAAAUUAUAAACUUUAGAAGUUUAAAAAGUGAUAGUAAAUAAUCAUUUGAAUAUAAAUGCUUUAUUGUUGAAAGAAAUUAUAAAAGAUUUAGCAAAAAUUGGAGAAGUAAAUUGAGAUUAUUGGAAAGUUCAUAGUAAAAAUUAAUGUAAAUGAAAAGAAAUGAAUCCUGA
Messenger RNA from Paramecium sonneborni, 608 nucleotides. The record is from the annotation of a GenBank genome assembly. NCBI's taxonomy places the organism in Eukaryota, Ciliophora, Oligohymenophorea, Peniculida, Parameciidae.